UGCAACACGUCGUAGCUUAAAGGUCGCCAAAAUGGCAUUUCGUGUUCACCAUAUGAACCUGAGCUUACCAACAACAACUAGUUGUGUUUCUUCAACAACCCAGUUCGGUUUUGCCUUGAAACCCAAGAGUUUAACGUUUGAACAACCCAAGAGGCUUUACUUCCCACUUCGUGCAAUGGGUUCAUCUGCUUCUUCCCCAGACCGCACCACUCAAGAGGCCGGUGAUUAUAAGUCUGUAAGUAAUGAGGAAUGGAAAAAGCGGCUUACAAAGGAACAGUUUUACAUUACUCGUCAAAAGGGAACAGAACGGGCGUUCACUGGGGAAUACUGGAAUAGCAAAACUCCCGGAAAUUAUCAUUGCAUAUGUUGUGAUACCCCUCUUUUUGAAUCAUCAACUAAAUUUGACAGUGGAACUGGUUGGCCAUCUUACUACCAGCCGAUUGGAAACAACGUGAAGUCCAAGUUAGACUUGUCCAUUAUCAUCAUGCCCCGCCAGGAAGUUCUUUGUGCAGUUUGUGAUGCUCAUCUUGGCCAUGUCUUUGAUGACGGUCCACCACCGACAGGAAAGCGUUAUUGUAUCAACAGCGCUUCCCUGAAACUGAAACCAAAGUAGGAGUCGGCUCGAACAAAAUUCUUACAGAAGAGCAACGCUUGUAUACACGCAUGCCACGGUGCCGCCCUAUCACAUAGUAUGCUAGUCAAUUGUGGACUUGACUUCACAAACUUAUAUAUGUAUACUAUGAGAUUGUAAGUAGGUGUAGUCCUGUUCACGUGAUAAAUAACUGAUAUCCAUGUUCGUUAAAUCGCUAUGAGCUCAUAUGCUCUACUUCAUU
Molecule: messenger RNA, 833 nt
Organism: Argentina anserina (silverweed cinquefoil)
Lineage: Eukaryota; Viridiplantae; Streptophyta; Magnoliopsida; Rosales; Rosaceae
Product: peptide methionine sulfoxide reductase B1, chloroplastic
Exons: 5
Coding region: 32-613 (193 amino acids)
Biological process (GO): response to oxidative stress; protein repair
Cellular component (GO): cytoplasm
Molecular function (GO): peptide-methionine (R)-S-oxide reductase activity
Source: RefSeq, a predicted model, not a curated record